This is a messenger RNA of Papaver somniferum (opium poppy), 1731 nucleotides long. Its product is annotated as mannan endo-1,4-beta-mannosidase 7-like. The transcript is spliced from 5 exons. Bases 146 to 1468 code for a protein of 440 amino acids. Gene Ontology annotation, molecular function: hydrolase activity, hydrolyzing O-glycosyl compounds. Lineage: Eukaryota; Viridiplantae; Streptophyta; Magnoliopsida; Ranunculales; Papaveraceae. The record is from RefSeq and is a predicted model, not a curated record.
UACACAUAAAUGCCUUUAUCAGAUUUCAGAAUCUAUUUUUGGAACUACAAAAACCCAUUUCUCAAUACCACUUAGCUUACUCUGCUUAACACUGAAGACAUAACUUUUUCUUUCUCCUUCAUUUUCUGAUCAGAGACUGAGAGAAAUGAGGCACUGGGGUUUGGGUUUGCUGUUGAUCUUAGUAUUAAUUCAGCAGCAGAAUCAAGAUAUUAACAACAGAGUUGAAGCAACAACAACAGGGGAUUUCAUAAGAAUUAAAGGAACACAAUUUAUGUUAAAUGGAAGUCCAUAUUAUGCAAAUGGGUUUAAUGCUUAUUGGUUAAUGUUAAUAGCUUCAGACCCAUCUCAAAGAAGCAAAGUAUCAUCUGUUUUUCAACAAGCUUCUAAACAUGGUCUAUCUGUUGCCAGGACUUGGGCAUUUAGUGAUGCUGGUUAUAGACCUUUACAAUCUUCUCCUGGUUCUUACAAUGAAGACAUGUUCAAGGGAUUGGAUUUUGUUGUAGCUGAGGCUAAAAAGUAUCAAAUUAAGCUUAUAUUGAGUCUGGUUAAUAACUAUGAAAACUUUGGAGGGAGGAAGCAAUAUGUAGAAUGGGCUAGAAAUCAAGGGCAAUACAUAUCAUCUGAAGAUGAUUUCUAUACAAACCCUGUUGUUAAGGGAUUUUAUAAGAAUCAUGUCAAGACUGUUCUCAGAAGACACAAUAGUAUUACUGGAGUUGCUUAUAUGGAUGACCCAACAAUCAUGUCAUGGGAGUUGAUCAAUGAACCAAGAUGCUUAUCAGAUCUAUCCGGAAAAACUAUACAGGCGUGGAUCACAGAAAUGGCUUCUCAUGUGAAGUCCAUUGACAGAAAACACUUGCUGGAAGCUGGUUUAGAAGGAUUUUAUGGAGAUACAUCACCCGAUAAGAAGCAGUAUAAUCCUGGUGGUUAUCAAGUAGGAACUGAUUUCAUUGCUAAUAAUCAAAUUCCGGGCAUUGAUUUUGCCACGGUUCAUUCAUAUCCCGAUCAAUGGUUAUCGAGCUCUAAAUAUCAAGGCCAACUCUCUUUCUUAAACAACUGGCUCAACACUCAUAUUCACGACGCCCAAAAUGUUCUGUGGAAGCCAUUACUUCUGACAGAGUUUGGAAAAUCAUGGAAAAGCCCUGGUUACAACCCUUACCAGAGGGAUUUUAUGUUCAAUACAGUGUUUUAUAAGAUCUACUCAUCAGCCAGAAGUGGAGGUGCAACAGCUGGUGGCCUGUUUUGGCAACUUCUUCCAGAAGGAAUGGACUCUUUUCAUGAUGGGUAUGAAAUAAUCUUUAGCGAGAAUCCAUCCAUUGCUAGAAUCAUAGACCAACAAUCUCGAAAACUGGUUCACAUUCGAAGAAUGUAUGCCAAGUUGAGAAAUAUUGAGAAAUGGAAGAGGGCGAGAUCGGUUAGAAGGAACCAAUGGUUUGGCAAAAAUAAGAAGUCAGGAAAUACAGGAAAUUGAAGAUCGUUUAUAGAAAUAAACAACUCUAUAACUAACUAUGAAGAUCGUUUUAAUUUAGUCUUCUGUUUAAUGCUUUAGAGAGGUUUGAGAGAGACUCUCUUAGUGAUGAAAAUGUGUUCAUCCAGGAGAGUCGAGCUAUAUUAAGAGCAAAUGGGAUUCUUUUCAGUUCUUAUAUACUAGUAUAGGAGGGAAGAAAGAAUUCUACCUAUUUAUGAUGUUUUCAACUUGUGGAUGGAUGUUUCUACUUUUUUUACUUACUAGGA